GAACGUCAAGGAAUGUUGAACGUGUUCGUCGUUUAUUUCGUUGGUGCAUAUGCACGUGUGUAGGAAAGGUGGAACGUGUGUGUAGUGAUGAUUUGUGUGUAAUAUAGAUCUGUAGAAAAUUCGUGAAACCAGCAGAAAUGGCCAUGUAUAAUUUUAAGAAAAUAGCUGUGGUCCCACCGUCAAAGGACUUCAUUGAUAUUAUUCUAUCAAAAACACAGCGUAAAACACCGACAGUAAUCCACAAACAUUAUAAGAUAUCUCGCAUUCGCCAAUUUUACAUGCGCAAAGUGAAGUACACUCAGCAGAACUUCCACGACAGGCUUUCUCGGAUUAUACAGGAAUUCCCAAAGUUAGAUGAUGUACAUCCAUUUUAUGCAGACUUGAUGAACGUUCUAUAUGAUAAAGAUCAUUAUAAGCUGGCUUUGGGUCAGUUGAACACAGCUAGGCAUCUGGUGGACAACGUAGCAAAGGAUUAUGUUCGCCUUUUGAAGUUUGGAGAUUCUCUAUACCGUUGUAAGCAGCUGAAGAGAGCAGCUUUGGGCCGGAUGGCCACUAUAAUGAAACGGCAGAGCCAGAAUUUGCAAUACCUGGAGGAAGUACGUCAGCAUCUGGCUCGACUUCCAUCCAUUGACCCAUAUACCAGAACUAUCAUCAUUUGUGGAUUCCCAAACGUUGGAAAAUCCAGCUUCAUUAACAAGAUUACUCGAGCUGAUGUGGAGGUUCAGCCAUAUGCAUUCACAACAAAGGCAUUAUAUGUAGGCCACACAGACUAUAAGUACCUACGCUGGCAGGUCAUUGAUACACCUGGAAUCCUGGACCACCCACUAGAGGAUCGUAAUGUAAUUGAGAUGCAGGCUGUGACAGCACUGGCUCACCUGCGUGCUGCUGUGCUGUAUGUGAUGGACCUCUCUGAGCAGUGUGAUCAUACCCUUGAAGAUCAGGUGAAGCUGUUUGAGAGCAUCAAGCCCCUCUUUGUGAACAAGCCUCUGCUAGUGUUGCUGAACAAAGCAGAUAUAUUGAAGCUGGAUGAGCUGAUCCCUGAAAAGCGAGCUCAGCUGGCACCCAUUGAAUCUGAGGACAUCCCUGUUAUGGAGAUGAGCACAGUUACCGGGCAAGGUAUCAUGGAAGUUAAGCAGGAGGCAUGUGAGAGACUUCUUGCAUAUAGAGUUGAGAUGAAAGUGAAAACAAAGAAGGUGGAUGGUGUUCUGAAUCGGCUGCAUGUUGCCAUGCCAACACCAAGAGAUGAUAAAGCUCGGCCACCUUGUAUACCAGAAAGUGUGCUAAAACGUCGCCAGGAGGCUGCAGAUUGUGGAGUGAAGCGUAAGCUGGAGAAGGAUUUAGAGGAGGAGAUGGGAGAUGACUAUGUUCUAGAUCUUAAGAAGAACUAUGACUUGCCAGAGGAUUACAAGUAUGACAUCAUUCCUGAAAUCUGGGAGGGACACAACGUAGCGGACUACAUAGACCCAGACAUCUUUGAGAAACUGGCACAGUUGGAAGCAGAGGAGGCUGUACGUGAGGAGGCAGGCUACUAUGCAAUUCCAAAGAUUGAGAUGGAUGACACCCUAAAAGAGAUUCGGGAGCUUGCCCAUCAGAUCAGAGACAAGAAGAUCAUCAUGAGACAGGAACGGGCCAUCCAGAAGAACUCCACCAAACCUGUAGUACCUCGCACAGCUCCUGCCAAGGUUCGUGACCGUAGUGUGUCACGCUUGCGCUCUGAGAUGGAAGAACUUGGGGUGGAUAUGUCUGAGACCAGUGAUGCCCACUUCACCAAAACUCGACGCAGAGUGCGCUCUUUGUCUCGUCCACCAACAAAGCGCAUGCGAGUUGAUUCAGAAGGUCAGUCCAGGAGUAUGUCACGGCCCCCCAGAGAUGAAAUGGGCAUCAAGGACAGUGUUAUGAAAAAGAAGUUGAAGAAGGUUGCCCACAAAGCAAUUUCAAAGAAGGUUGGGAAGAAGGGUCUCAAGGGAGAAGCUGAUAGGUUCAUUGGCACUAAGAUGCCGAAACAUUUGUUUGCUGGAAAACGUGGUAUUGGCAAAGCGGAUCGUCGAUAAUGUACCAUUUUGUUCAUAUUAAAGGAGUUGUUUUUCUUUUGUUAA
Messenger RNA from Cryptotermes secundus, 2096 nucleotides. It is a transcript of the gene Non1, whose product is annotated as nucleolar GTP-binding protein 1. The coding region runs from base 138 to 2051 and encodes 637 amino acids. NCBI's taxonomy places the organism in Eukaryota, Metazoa, Arthropoda, Insecta, Blattodea, Kalotermitidae. The transcript is spliced from 13 exons. Gene Ontology annotation, biological process: ribosomal large subunit biogenesis. Gene Ontology annotation, cellular component: nucleolus. Gene Ontology annotation, molecular function: RNA binding; GTP binding; GTPase activity. The record is from RefSeq and is a predicted model, not a curated record.